This is a messenger RNA of Megalops cyprinoides (Indo-Pacific tarpon), 1438 nucleotides long. It is a transcript of the gene cradd, whose product is annotated as CASP2 and RIPK1 domain containing adaptor with death domain. The record is from RefSeq and is a predicted model, not a curated record. NCBI's taxonomy places the organism in Eukaryota, Metazoa, Chordata, Actinopteri, Elopiformes, Megalopidae. Gene Ontology annotation, biological process: signal transduction; regulation of apoptotic process. The transcript is spliced from 2 exons. Gene Ontology annotation, molecular function: protease binding; death domain binding. The coding region runs from base 267 to 869 and encodes 200 amino acids.
UACAGCGUCUCAGCUGUGAGGCUGUCACGCAGACAAACGACAUGAAUGCUUAACCUUUGCAGGCGAAAUGGCAUAUAGGUUAUGUAUGGGCUAUGGAUAUGUCGUUUGCCGUGUGAAAUCUAGUAAAGUAAUGAAUGACUUCGGGCGUAUAGAGCUAGCGCAGCGAUCGCUUGAAAAGCUAGCUAGCUAGCUAGCGUACGACUUGCUCAUACGAUGACAAUGAAGCGUAAUUACACAGUGUUGACCAUCUAACGUUCGCUUUAGGUAUGGAUCCAAAGCAUAAAGAAUUUCUGAGAAAACAUAGACUGGACUUGUCCAAUCAGAUCUUAACUGACGAAACGAUAGUUCAGUACCUUUACCAGGAAGGCAUUUUAACGGAGAGCCAGGUAGAAGAGAUACAAGCGCAGACGACCAACAAAAAGAAGACUUUGAAGUUGCUUGACAUUCUUCCCACCCGAGGCCCGCAUGCUUUCGGGGCGUUUCUGAAAUCCCUGGAAGAGGACUUUAUAUGGGUAAAAGAGAGUCUGCAGCAGGAUCUGCAGGGCGCAGAAGCACAUGAGCCGAGUCCAACAGAAAUAUGUGAGAUACCGGAGGAGACCCUCCGGAAGGUUCCGACGGACCAGGAGCUGAACCGGCUGGCCGGCCAGCUGGGCCCAGAGUGGGAGUCGGUGCUGCUGGACCUGGGUCUGUCGGCGGGUCAGGUGUUCCGGUGCCGGGCCAAUCACCCGCUCAACCUGCAGAGCCAGGUGCUGGCCGGCCUGGUUCUGUGGAAGCAGGCGUCGGGACGGGGGGCAACCGUCCGGAGGCUCCUCCGCAGCCUGGAGGCGUGCCAGAUCCACCCCUCCGUCCUGGAGGAAGUGUUCCGGUAAACGAGGAGGGGGCGGGGAUUCUAGGGGACUGAGAUCCACCCCUCCCUGGUGGAGGGCUGUCCUGUCCCGUUUUGCCCCACCUCCACUGCCUGCACCACCCCGACACAUGUUCAUCCAGGAUACAGAAUCUGGACACGAGCGAGUUGUUACCAGAGAACUCUCACCCCAAACUGGUACAAGCCUUAUGGAAUGUGUUCACAGGAAGUGGAGAGGGACACAGGAGGUGAUGGUGGGAGAGGAGUUCUGCAGUGGGCGGAGCUUGAUGAAGGGAGGGGAAAUGACUGAGGCCAGACCUGUCGCCAUGGCCACCAGGACAACUUUUUAAAGCCUGUUACAGUCUGUGUUUGACUGGAAAACAGCCUGAAGCCCCUCUUUUAAUAAAUGACUUAUGCAGGCCAAGAACCUAGGCUGAAAUUUGCACCCUGUUUUAGGAGCCUCUUCUUACAUACUGAGGAAGGGUGGAUGGGCUCAAAGGGACGGUCGAUGCAGGGUGGAAUUUGGCCACAGGUGCACAUUGCUGUGGUAUUGAUUAUCUUUGUCAGUUAGCAGAUCCUGUGUUUUGCCAUUUA